Colius striatus (speckled mousebird) is the source of this 1631-nucleotide messenger RNA. It is a transcript of the gene UFM1, whose product is annotated as ubiquitin fold modifier 1. NCBI's taxonomy places the organism in Eukaryota, Metazoa, Chordata, Aves, Coliiformes, Coliidae. The transcript has 6 exons. Bases 90 to 371 code for a protein of 93 amino acids. Gene Ontology annotation, cellular component: cytoplasm; nucleus. Gene Ontology annotation, biological process: protein K69-linked ufmylation. The record is from RefSeq and is a predicted model, not a curated record.
CAAGACGGAAGGGAGAGCGAAGGCCCCCUCGGGCACCGGGCGGCGGUUGACGUGUCGGUGGGGAGAGGCGGCAGCGCUGGGGGAGCACCAUGUCGAAAGUCACCUUUAAAGUGACGCUCACCUCGGACCCGCGGCUGCCCUACAAAGUGUUAAGUGUGCCUGAAAGUACACCUUUCACAGCUGUCUUGAAGUUUGCUGCAGAAGAAUUCAAAGUUCCUGCAGCAACAAGUGCCAUUAUAACAAAUGAUGGUAUAGGAAUAAACCCUGCUCAGACAGCAGGAAAUGUAUUUCUAAAGCAUGGUUCAGAUCUACGGAUUAUUCCCAGAGAUCGAGUUGGAAGUUCUUCACAUCUCCUGAAAGCUUUGGAAUAAAUGACAUUGCCAUGCAGCGAAGGUCUAUUUAUUUUGGAACUCUAAAAUGCAACUAAUGAGUUGGCUUUUUCUUUGAAAGCUAGCAAAUUGACUUCCCAAGAUUUGAUUUUUUUGAAACAAGAGAAGGUUUAAUUUCCUCACUAAAGUAUAUUAACUCAUGGACUGCUUCUUCCCUGACUGGUAGAAGAAUGGGCUGAUUGCAUGUUGUGUUCCUGACAGAAAGAUGGACUUCUCUGUAUUAGGUGUUACUGACACCCCAAGGGUAAAUAACACAGCCACCACCAAUAGAUAUUUAAAAUAUUGGAUAUUGUUGAGCCUUCUCUGUGGAAUGGAGAAACUAUGUUAUCAUUUUGCUACACAAAAAUUAUUUCUACUCAGUGCUAAGACUUUUUUCUUUUCCCUUCCUAAACUUACUCCCAUGUUUAAAGGAACGGUUUUCACAUGGUUCAAGCAUUAAGUCAUAUAGCAGGGAAGUUUCAGGGGUUUAUUACUCAAAGAAGUAAAUAGCUGCCAAAUAUUCCAAGGUAAUUGUAAGAUUUAACUGCUGCAAACAUUUUGGAUAAAGGAGAAAACAGAGGUUUCUACACGUUAAAACUUCAUUUGAUACACUGUGAAGUUGAAUUAAAUGCAGUUUUAGAGGUUUUAUGAAACAUAUUCUCACAUGAAGUGCCAGCAGUUGAGCAGGACUGCAGCAUAAUUUGGGGAUGUGUAGAUACUGGUCAAAUAAUGUCAUUCCUUUUCCAGUAAACUCAUACUGGUUCUUUCUAAAAGUCUUUUUUUGUUACUGUGUCUUACAUGGGAAACAGCAUAGAAUUUACUGAAACGUGUUCAGAUUAUAUGCAUCUUGUUUAUAAAUUGCCAGGGACAAACAAUCAGUUGUGUGUCUUAAUUAGAAAAAUUGCUGCUUCUCUUGAACUGGUUAUCUCCUUUGUGAUUUAGUACGUUUGGCAAAAUCUUACCCUGUAGCAUUUCUUUUUUCUGUCCUACAGAGUUUAACAGGAAGAAGAAUGGGCAAUGUAGUGCUUGGUUAGAUGAAUAUUGUCACAAAUACAAAUGUCCUGUGCAAUAAUUGUGCUCUACAAAGAUGUUCAGAUAAUGUAUCAGUACAAAAUGCCCCUCUGCAUGGGUGUAUAGUGAGUAUAUAGAGGGAUACUCUUCUGAAAGUGAUAUUUGACUCUGAACAUUUUCCAACUCUAAAUGAAUUGUAAAAUUCUGAGUAUUCCUUUAUUUUAAUAAACAAUUGUAUGAAAAAAGUGCAAA